Molecule: messenger RNA, 545 nt
Organism: Durio zibethinus
Lineage: Eukaryota; Viridiplantae; Streptophyta; Magnoliopsida; Malvales; Malvaceae
Product: cytochrome C oxidase biogenesis Cmc1-like protein
Source: RefSeq, a predicted model, not a curated record
AUAAAUAAAAACUUCAAGUGCUAGAUAUUGACGUGGCACCUCCGUUAGCUUUCAAUCGAUCGUUACAUUACAUAAUCUUUUGAAAACUUUUUUUUUUUUUUCCUGAUGUGGAUCUUUUUGAUCAAAGCGUGGCGCAGACAUUAAAGAUGGAAGAAGCCGGCAGCGAUCGAACAGGGUGCGAGCGGCUCCAGAAGGCGUUAUGCGAAUGCCAUCAACGAUUCGGACCAGGUGCGAUACGGGACACGGCCUGUCGGCACUUGAACCGAGCCCUAGCGGAGUGCUUGGUGGCGGUGCUGUGCCCCGAAGAGACGGAGGCGGUUAGGACACUCUGCGCCAGCGGUGGAACCCGGCUGAAGCGGUCCCAGUGCCAACAGGCCCAGCUUUCACUCUCGGUCUGCAUUUCUUCUCUUCAGCAAGAUUGAUUUCCCCAUCUAGAAUUACCUUUUUACCCUCUGCUAAGUUUAUUAGUAUAUUUCUAUGUUGUGAAAGUUAAUAAUUAGAAUAUUUGUUUUUGACUUUUUUUGUAACAUUAUUUUUUGAAUCGA